AUGGCUGCUCGUCAAGUUGUAAACGUUGCAAAGGCCGGAGUUCUUCAAAAAUUGGCUAUCGCUGAAUCGGCCGUUGGUGGCAAAGUUGCGUGUGAAGGCUAUGGUGCGGCUUCGUACGGUGCAUCUGGUUAUGGCAGUCAACCCGCAUAUGGUGGUCAAGCUGGAUACAGUGGUCAGGCUGCUUACGGCGGCCAAUAUGGUUAUGGAAGUCCUUAUGGUUAUGGCAGUCAAUACGGUUAUGGCAGUUCACCUAGCAGAGGCUAUGGACAACAAGGUUACGGCUAUCCUUCUGGCUAUGCAAGUGGUUACGGAUCUGGUUAUGGAAGUGGAUCUUAUGGCUAUGGACAACAAGGUUAUGGUUAUCCCUCCGGCUAUGGAAGUGGUUACGGAUCUGGCUAUGGAUAUUAA
Molecule: messenger RNA, 408 nt
Organism: Bradysia coprophila
Lineage: Eukaryota; Metazoa; Arthropoda; Insecta; Diptera; Sciaridae
Product: keratin-associated protein 6-2-like
Source: RefSeq, a predicted model, not a curated record